AAAUGUUUGGACCGGGAGUCCGAGACGUAAUUCUACAAAAGCCCUUAGCUCUAGGGUUUUAAAAAAAUUUUAUCAAAUAGGUUUCCCCGAUUUCUAGAAGUUAUUCUGGUUCUUUCAGUUAUCUUUUCAUUUCUAUAGGGUGAUAGAAAAUGGCAGCAUUGAUACGUACAAAAGUUGAGUUGUUUUAUGAUGUUGUGUCCCCAUACAGUUGGUUUGGGUUUGAGGCACUAUGUCGGUAUCGCCCUCAUUGGAAAAUGGAUCUAGUUCUUCGACCAUUUUUUCUUGGGGGUGUGAUGAAUGAAACUGGAAACAGACCCCCAAUGAUGGUUCCAUCAAAAGGCUUGUAUAUGCAAAAGGAUCUUCUGAGAAAUGCUGCUUAUUUUGGAGUUCCAUUAAAAUUAAUUGAGGAUCCUUUUCAUGUUAUGAUUGAGAAGGGAACCAUAAAGGCCCAAAGAUUUUUGACAGCCAUUGGUGAUAAACAUCCUGAGCAUCUUGAAGGUGUUUCACGUGAACUAUGGAAAAGGAUAUGGUCUAGGGGAGAAGACAUUGUUGAAGAUGAAAAUUUACAUCUUGCAGCAAAGGCUGCAAACAUGGAAGAUGUUCAUGUACAAGAAUGUUUGAAAUUGAUGAAUGAUUCUAGUGUCAAGUUGGCUCUAAAGAAAUCCACAGAGGAUGCUAUUGAAUAUGGGGCUUUUGGUGCUCCUACCAUUAUUGUUCAUUCGCAAGGCCACCCAGAAAUAUUUUUCGGAUCAGACCGCUUUCCUUUAAUUGCUCAAAUUAUGAAUGAAGAAUGGAAAGGGCCUGCUCCAGGAACGAAAAAUUUACUUUGAUUUUACACAAUAAACAAAAAAUCACAAGGCGGCGUUCAAUAGCUUGCCUACUUAUUAGUAUCUUUUUGUCAUGAAUAUAUUAUUUAAGAAAAAAGUAAUAAAUGAAAAAUGUAACCAAAAA
Daphnia magna is the source of this 951-nucleotide messenger RNA. RefSeq names its product glutathione S-transferase kappa 1-like. The record is from RefSeq and is a predicted model, not a curated record. Gene Ontology annotation, cellular component: peroxisome; mitochondrion. The coding region runs from base 150 to 830 and encodes 226 amino acids. Gene Ontology annotation, molecular function: glutathione peroxidase activity; glutathione transferase activity. Gene Ontology annotation, biological process: glutathione metabolic process. Lineage: Eukaryota; Metazoa; Arthropoda; Branchiopoda; Diplostraca; Daphniidae. The transcript is spliced from 5 exons.